This is a messenger RNA of Neocloeon triangulifer, 3636 nucleotides long. RefSeq names its product eyes absent homolog 2-like. The record is from RefSeq and is a predicted model, not a curated record. Gene Ontology annotation, biological process: multicellular organism development; negative regulation of extrinsic apoptotic signaling pathway in absence of ligand; positive regulation of DNA repair. NCBI's taxonomy places the organism in Eukaryota, Metazoa, Arthropoda, Insecta, Ephemeroptera, Baetidae. Bases 619 to 2874 code for a protein of 751 amino acids. Gene Ontology annotation, cellular component: nucleus. The transcript has 17 exons. Gene Ontology annotation, molecular function: protein tyrosine phosphatase activity.
UCUGCGCUGAUCGCCGGCCGAGCCGCUGCAUUCCCUCCGUCACUUUACACACAUUACAUCGUCGCAUUUUCCGACGCCGAGGUGUCCGGUGUCGGCGUACAACCCGAGAAUCCUUCCUUGCCGACACAGUGUUUAUACGUACACGACCCUGGUGCCGAACCACGUGCUCCGAGUGCCGCCGCGUUUCGGACAGUCGUGCAUCCGAGCCGGCCGUGGAAAGAUCUAGCUGCUGGGAACAAUCGUCCCUCGAGAAGCAGCUACUGAGCUAAAAAAAACCUUCUGAGAGGCCCCUAUUUGAAUUCACCGCCACAGGACAUUACCAAAAGUGAACAUUUUUGUAUAAACUUCCGAUUUGGGCGCGGUGUCCGAGAAAGUGGAAAGUUUGAAAGGAUGUUUGCGGAAUUGCAGGCGUGAGUCGUGGCUUAUGUCCCGGCGGCCUCGGGCCUGAGCUCCCCCCUGGUCGCGCCCCCCUGCGCCCCCGCCGCGUUGGCCCUGCACGAGGUCGGGCCCCUGGCCGACGCCGCUCCCCGGCCGCCCCGAGCUUCUCCGGGCGCGCGAGGCCCGCACGAGAGUGCCCUCUCGCCGCUGCAGCCCGCCGGCCUCCACCAAGACCCCAACAUGCUGUACAACACCCCGUACUACAAUUACUCGCCGCUGCCCUCCUCAUACUACCCACAGGUCAAACGAGCACGAACGGAAGCUCCUGAAAACGAAGUCCCAGAAAGAAGCAGAUCACUAGAGCCAGCAAGCGGCAACAUUUCGAGUCCAGCGAGCCAGUCGGAUUCGACCACUUGCGGUUCGCCGCCGUCGGCCGCCACCAGUGCGCCUCCGAGUUCUCAGCAGCAGGACAGCGCGGCCACCCCGGCCGUCAGUUCGGCCGCCACACCCGCGGCCACGGCCACCUCCGCGUCGUCCAUUGCUGCCACCCCUGCCCACCUCACCAAUGGACUUCCACCCCAUCACUCUUCUGCCUCUCAGCCUCCAGUUACAGGUCAAGAGGGAAGUUCUGUGAUGGAAGCUGGCAGCUCGACCUCCCCGCACCAAGCACCUGUGACGUCAUACUCCAGCACCUCCUGGGCAGUGGCUGGAGAUUCGAACGCAGGCGACCCGAUCAGCUCAUACACCGGAGAAAAAGACUAUCACCAAACUUCGACGUAUCCUUCUCAGUAUUACAACAGCAUGAGUCAAGCGUACGGCGGGCAAAGUGCUGCGUCGGCAUACAUGCAGAGUCCAGGCUUCUACUCGAGCCAUCAGGCGCAGACAGCAUCGCCUUACGGAAUGCUCUCGUCGAGUUACGGCUCCGUUGCUUCGCGUGGAUUAAGCCAGUCGUGCAAGGUGAGCUCCAACCUGAGCUCUGCAGUGGCGGCGGCCGCCGCGGCCAGCUACUUAGGCAGCCCCUACUCAACGGCGUUCGCCAGCAGCGCCAGCGUCCAGGCUGCGCAGCCUCCGGCGGCUCAUCCGUACUCAUAUGGCAACAGCAGCUACUCCGCUUCAGGCGUCUCCUCCACUUCGGGAUCGUUUUCUGCCAACGGCACCACCUCCUCUCAGCCCUUUGCAUCUCAGCAGGCUGCGAGCAGUAUGGACUACGGAGGCUACCCCUAUACCCAGGCAACAGCCGGCGGCUACCCUUACUACCACCCUCAGUCAAGCUACUCGCCCUACAUGACCGCCUCGUCGGCCGCCUCUCCAUCCAGCAAUGGCAGUGGCAGCACCAGCGGCGGCGGCCUCUUGGGCGCCAGCAAUGGUUCCUCCUCAUCGGGAGGCUCGUACCACUUGGCCUCUCUCACAACUCAACCUCCCAUUUCUGCUGACAGUCCUAGCAACUACACUUUGGCAGAGGCAGGUCCAAACUCUCCAGUGAAGGCUGGCUCGAUUCCUGGAGGGUCGGAUGCCAACGGUAUUGGCAACAGAAGGACAUCAGCAGCGUCCUCUAGAGACCCAAAUGGUGCAGAACCAGCUGCACAGGCGAGUAGCAGAGCAAGCAGGGGACGCAACCGCAGACAGAACAAUCCCUCACCUAGUCCUGAGAGCAACUUGGAAAGGGUCUUUAUCUGGGACUUGGACGAGACAAUAAUCAUCUUCCACUCGCUGCUCACUGGUUCAUUUGCAACCAGAUACGGAAAACAGGACACAAAUGGUGUCGUCCAGCUUGGCUUCCGAAUGGAGGAGAUGGUGUUCAGCCUUGCAGACACACACUUAUUCUUCAACGACGUUGAAGAUUGUGACCAAGUUCACAUUGACGAUGUAGCUUCUGAUGACAACGGACAAGAUUUGGGAGAUCUUGUUAACAGCACCUACAACUUUGCCGCCGACGGCUUCCACGCUGCCGCCAGCAAUGGGAACUUGUGUCUCGCCACUGGAGGUGUCCGAGGCGGCGUCGACUGGAUGCGCAAACUUGCUUUCCGCUACCGCCGAAUCAAGGAGAUGUACAACAACUACAGGCACAGUGUCGGGGGGUUACUCGGCCCCACCAAAAGGGAGCAGUGGCUGCAGCUACGAGCUGAAAUUGAGGCUGUCACAGAAAACUGGCUGACCCUGGCCAUCAAGUGCAUCUCCCUAAUUAACUCUAGACCAAACUGUGUGAACGUCUUGGUGACCACAACUCAGUUGGUGCCAGCUUUAGCCAAAGUUUUGCUAUUCGGACUUGGAGGACUCUUCCCCAUCGAGAACAUCUACUCAGCCACCAAAAUUGGCAAAGAGAGUUGCUUUGAGAGAAUUGUGACGAGAUUUGGACGAAAAUGCACUUAUGUGGUCGUUGGAGACGGACAAGAUGAAGAAGCAGCUGCCAAACAGAUGAAUUUCCCAUUUUGGCGCAUCUCGAGCCACAGUGACACAGCUGCUCUCUACAAUGCCCUGGACAUGGGAUUUCUCUGAUCGCCUCAAAUGUGAGACAUCGUCGCGCACUUCCAAGCUCUCUCCGUUCUAUACCUAGGCUUAUGUUAAAUGAUUUUGUGAUCACAGGCAGGGACUGAUCAACCAAUUUGUCAAUGGCCAGCCGACCAGGUUCAUUUACUUAUUGUUACUAUGCUAUUCACAAGAAAGAUAAUAUGUACUAUUUGACACUUUUGUUAAGCUUAAAUCUAUAUUUGAAUAUUAUUUGCAGAUCUUAAUGAAUAAAUAAAUAAUGAAAAAUGAUAUAUUUAUCAAAGCUUAAUAUGUAGGCGUGUUAAGAAUGAAGAUCUCUCAUUUGUAAAAUGUCAAGUUGAUUAUUUCACCUUGUAAAUGAAAGAAAGCUCUGCAACUGAACCAAUUGAAGAUGGAAACCAAAUCAAGAGCACGUUUGUAAAUAUAGUGAUAAGUGUCGUCAGUAUUUUUAGCUCAUAGCGCAAGUCACUGCAAAUCACGUAUGGAAAAAGGAUCGCAGCUUCCUUUGUCCUCCGCACCACCAAUUUAUGUCUUUAAACUAAAUAGCAACAACUGAAUGCAUCAAAUGUUAUUUUGUAAAUUCAGUGUAUAUAUUAAGGUGCCAAAAAUAAUGUGCAGAAAUUAAAAAAAAAAAAUCAAUAAAUAAUUAAAAGGGUGUUUGUGUAGAUAUUCGAUAGGAAUAUUCAGUGAUAUGACCACAUGAAUUAUGAACUUGAGAUUAUCCCAUGGAUUAAAAUAAAGAUAUCACGAAAAUAUGCAACAGACUUGAAA